Messenger RNA from Helianthus annuus (common sunflower), 1378 nucleotides. Its product is annotated as alpha/beta hydrolase domain-containing protein 17B. NCBI's taxonomy places the organism in Eukaryota, Viridiplantae, Streptophyta, Magnoliopsida, Asterales, Asteraceae. Bases 258 to 1145 code for a protein of 295 amino acids. The record is from RefSeq and is a predicted model, not a curated record. The transcript has 5 exons.
AACCUUUGCUAUUAUCUAUUCAUCAUCGUCAUUAUCAUUCUUCAUUCAUCUUUCUUUUUUCCCCUUUUCAUGAAUAUAUUUUCUUCUACUAGAUCAGAUCAUUUCAUUUUCUUUUUCUUUCACCCAAGAUUAAAUCUUUAAAAAGAUUAAAUCUUUAAUAAAAUAAAUUAAAACCCACAUAGAUCCUGUUAAUUCUUUCAACAAACUAGAAUCUUUUUAUUCUUUUAGAGGAAAUUAAUGAGGUGGGGUGUUGUUAAAUGGGAAAUGUAACCUCAAAUAUAGCUGCAAAAUUUGCAUUUUUUCCACCUGAACCAGCAUCAUAUGAUGUAUGUAUAGAUGAAGCAAAUGGGGAAAAAAGAUAUUGUUUUACCGGAAUAACAGCUGAUAAAAACGUUGAUGUUCAUGUUCUUGAUACCAAAGUUGGAAACAAGAUUGUUGCUACUUUUUGGAAACACCCUUUUGGUAAAUUCACCCUUUUGUACUCUCAUGGUAACGCUGCUGAUUUGGGUCAGAUGCAAGAGCUUUUUAUUGAGCUUAGAGCUCAUCUUAGACUCAAUAUCAUGAGUUAUGACUAUUCAGGAUAUGGAGCUUCCACGGGCAAGCCAUCUGAAGUUAACACAUACUAUGACAUAGAGGCUGUGUACAAUUGUUUGAGAGACAAAUAUGGAAUUAAACAAGAAGAUAUAAUCUUGUACGGCCAAUCUGUUGGCAGUGGGCCCACGUUACACUUGGCCGCCCGAUUACAGAGGUUGAGAGGCGUUGUUCUACAUAGUGCUAUUCUUUCAGGAAUUCGCGUUUUGUAUAAUGUAAAGAUGACACUUUGGUUUGAUAUAUUUAAGAAUAUUGACAAAAUACAGAAAGUCAGCUGUCCGGUUCUAGUUAUACAUGGCACAAAUGAUGAUAUAGUUGACUUUUCACACGGUAAGCGGUUAUGGGAAUUGGCUAAAGAAAAAUAUGAUCCAUUGUGGGUACAAGGUGGGGGGCAUUGCAAUCUUGAAACAUACCCGGAGUACAUAAGACAUCUACGAAAGUUUGUAAGUGCAAUGGAGAAGAUAUCAAUCCAGAAGCCAAACAAGCAACAAUCUUCGUCAGGAUCGUGCAUGAACGGUGUCAAACACAACAAGUGCUUGAGAUUUGGUUAUUAAUAGAUGGUUCAAGAAAUCUUGCACAAACCGGCUGUUUGAUCUGUUUGAGUUAUAUUUCGGUGAGUUUUGUUGUUUUAUUUGAUUGUGACUCACGUGUACAUUGCUUGAUUUUUAAGUAGAUGUUAGUAAUCGUUGUUGAUUGGAAACCAAAGUCCAUAAACUGUUUUCUUGUGCUUUCUGUUUUUGUAUUACUAGUAACUAGAUGCACAAUUUUAUGGUGGUUGGCUUGAUGA